Nerophis lumbriciformis (worm pipefish) is the source of this 4714-nucleotide messenger RNA. RefSeq names its product extracellular matrix protein 2, female organ and adipocyte specific (gene ecm2). NCBI's taxonomy places the organism in Eukaryota, Metazoa, Chordata, Actinopteri, Syngnathiformes, Syngnathidae. The record is from RefSeq and is a predicted model, not a curated record. Gene Ontology annotation, molecular function: protein binding; heparin binding; collagen V binding. Gene Ontology annotation, cellular component: extracellular matrix. Gene Ontology annotation, biological process: positive regulation of cell-substrate adhesion; extracellular matrix organization.
UCACUUUGCUCUACACAACUACUGCGACACACACACUAUUUCUGAACAACACACACGAGCAUCUCUGAGCUACACACACAAAUAUACACGCACACACACACACACCUCUCUCCAGGAGCUCCUGCACUUCCGGAGGAGAAGGAAAGAGGGAGGAAGAAUUUGGCCUUCAUACUGCUGGGAUGAAGUGGGGGCUGCUCCUGGCCGCUGUAUGGCUGCUGCUGGUCCUGACAAUGUCCGACGGUCUAAGCAUGGACAGACCUCACAACCCGCAUGGUGAGACCCGGCGGGUGAAGAGGAGGCGAGACGGACACGGUCACGGUGGAGCCAGAGCAGGGCGAGCUAAACCUCUAAAGAUUCGACACAUCCCUGGUCCCAGCAUUCCAGUGGAGCCUGUCCUCGGAGACACUGUCUUCUUGGAGUCCUACAAGAACCUUCAAGUGCAACACUCCAGCUACAAUGUUCUCCCAGGUAAGCAGGGCCAGUGUGUCUACCAGGGUCUGACCAUGUUCAACCAGGCCGUGUGGUCUCCGCAGCCCUGCGUCACCUGUCUCUGUACCGGAGGGCGGGUGGUCUGUGAUGAAAUCACCUGUCCUGUCAUGCACUGCCGCCUCCCGAUCACCCCCCUUGGGGAGUGCUGCCCCGUCUGCAUGGAGCCAGAUCCCGACCUCAGCCUUGACCUUUCUGGUGACUCCCCAGUUCCGAGCGACCCCGGCAAAUCUGACACCCCGCUGACCCAGGAGGAGAUCCAGCGCAUUUUGUGGCGAGAGGAAGAGGAGCACCGUGAGGAAGAAGAGCGCCUGAGGAAGAAAGAUGAGGCGAAGAAGAGGAGGCGGCAGGAGAAGAAGGAGCGGGAAGAAAGGCAGAGGAGGAUAGCGGAGGAGAGGAGGAGGCAGGAGGAGGAAGACAGGAGGAAAAAGGAGGCAGCACAGGAAGAAGCAUGGCAAAUAGAAAAAAAUCUGAGGGAAGAGCUAUUAGCAGCAGAGGAGGCAGAGGAGGUGUGGCUAAGAGGAGACGUCUUUCAAAUGCCCCCAAAAGAAGAGGAAGAACCCGAAGAACCAGACCUCCUCCCUGCUCCCAUCCCAAGGCCUCCUGUUGCAGAGGAUGAGCUGAAGGAAAAGGACACUGAGGAGGAAGAAGAGGGAGGAAAGGAGGAGAAAGAGGAUGUUGUGGUGAACAGAGGAGGUCUUCCUCCAGGCUGUGAGCUCUCUGAUGUCACCGUGACAUGUGACCACGCCAAACUCACCUAUUUUCCCCCUCUCUACAUGCCUGAGCUCAAGUCUCUGAGCCUGGAGGGCAACAACAUCAGCAGCAUCCCAGCAGAGGCCUUUAAUGGCAUUCCCAACCUGGAAUGGAUCAACUUGAAGAAAAACAAACUCACGUCUGCUGGAAUUGAUGCCAGAAGCUUUAAAGGACUAAAGAUGCUGAAGCGUCUGUAUUUGGAUGGAAACCUUCUAGAAGUCAUUCCUUCCAACCUACCACCAUCCCUGCAGGAGCUGAAAAUUAAUGAAAACAGACUACAGAAGAUCUAUGGGAACAGUUUCCACGGUCUGACCAGUUUGGUGAUUCUGGAGUUAGAAGCCAAUCUGCUGAGCGAGGCCAACGUGGACCCAAUGGCCUUUGUGCCUCUCGUGGAGCUCUCCUACCUCAGACUAGGCGGGAACUUCUUCCGCUCCAUCCCGCAGGGUCUUCCUAAUUUACUGCUGGAGUUGUACCUGGAGAACAACCGGAUAGAAGAAAUUCCAGAGGGCGUUUUCAAUUACACCAGAAACCUGAACUUGGUUUCCCUGAGACACAACAGACUGGAAGAGACCAGGAUGGCUCCAAUGGCCUGGAUCAACCACAGGAAUCUGGAAUCCAUCGACCUCUCAUAUAAUAAACUCUACCUGGUUCCGUCCUACCUGCCCAAAUCUCUGAUCCAUCUCGUGCUGGUGGGGAACAACAUAGAGCGUAUACCCGGUUUUGUCUUUGCCCACAUGGAUCCUGGUAUCGAGUACCUCUAUCUGUCCUACAACAAACUGGAUGGGGAGGGGAUUGAACCAGAGUCCUUCUUUGGAUCCUACCAUUCCAUGGUGGAGCUUUGUCUAGACCACAACCAGCUGAUGAAUGUGCCAUCAGGAAUCAAUGAGAUGACAAACUUACACUUCCUCAGACUCAACAACAACAAGAUCAGGAGUAUCCCCGAAGAGAGCAUCUGUGAUCCGGAGCAAAAUGGAGACUCUACAUUGGUGGCCUUGAGGCUGGAGAACAACCUCCUUGAUGGCAAAAAUAUCUCCCCAAGAGCGUUCUCUUGUGUGCGCUCCUCCUCAAGCGUGGUCUUAAAACCCCAGAUAACCAAAUGAACUAAUUUCAAGCAAAAACCAGACAUGUUUUUAUUUAAACAACAAAAUUCAAACAAAAAGUAAACCAUAUCAGCCUAUUAAUGGGGCAAGCGUCUCUCAAAACUUUGCAAACCAUUUUAAAAUCGGUGAUAUUGUUAUUUGUGGUCUCACAGGCCAGCACAUUAAAAGGUAAAAAACAACUCAGUAAAAUGUUAUGAUAUGAUAUACGAUUCAAUUUAAAACUAUAUAUAAUUUUCUGAUUAUAGUUUGGUUGCAGUUACCAAAUUACAAAACAAAAAUGACUAGAAGACUACUGCUGGUCAUUUUAUCAAAUUAUCUGUACUGUAUCUGUUAUUUGGAUGUUAGCAAGAUUCCAAAUAGAGUCAUUAGUAACAUAUACACAUACAUACAUAUACAUACAUAUACAUAUAUAUAUAUAUAUAUAUAUAUAUAUAUACAUAUAUAUAUAUAUAUAUAUAUAUACACACACAGACACUAGAGAUGCGCGGAUAGGCAAUUAUUUCAUCCGCAACCGCAUCACAAAAGUCGUCAACCAUCCGCCAUCCACCCGAACUAACAUUUAAUCAAAACCGCACCCGCCCGCCAUCCGCCACCCGCCCGUUGUUAUAUAUCUAAUAUAGACGAUGCAAGGCAUUAGUGAGGUUAUAAAGCUUUUGCCUGUUAAAGAAAGGAGACUGAUCCAAUGCAGCAGAGACAUUCAAUGUGCACCACGCUGUCACGGCCCAGACGCACACCAGUGCGCAAUCAUCUGGGAGCCGCGCUGAGCGCACCUCCAAGCGCGCUCGCGCCACUCAAACUGCUGCAGGCAGCUGCGUUCUAUCUUGUUUUUACAUCCUGUGGCACUCUUCUGGGAUCACGGCGGACGAAACUGCUCAUGCUCAGGGUGUUUGUGGAGGUUCGGGGUUUUGCACAAAUGUGAUGCACCAUGUUAGAUGUCCCGGUUUUGUGACUGUCGUAGACAUAAACAGCGUCGCAGCUCUUGCAAAUCACAUAGCCAGCAUUACUAUCAUCCUGAUUUACAACCUCAUAAAAACGAGUCCACGCUGAACUUUUCUGGCCUUUUUUCCCCCUGGUCUUUAGUAUUCCCUUUUUUAGUUAGUCUCGUACCACGUUUGCUGCCGGCGUUGCCAUCUCUUUUUUUUUUCUUCUUCUGUUGUGGCGUGCUGCAGGUGCCUGCUCGUUUUUCGUAUGUGGGUAACAACAUUUAACUAUGUAUAUAUAUUUCCGAAUUGGUUUAACUGCCACCCGCCUGAAUCUAUUUAAAAUCUAAUUUUUUUUUAUUUCAACCGCCCGACCCGCGGAUAAAAUCAAAUUUUUUUUUAUUUCAACCGCCCGACCCGCGGAUAAUCCGCGGACUCCGUGGUUGUGUCCGCAAACCGCGCAUCUCUAACAGACACACACACACACACUUAUACUGUACUAAAGUCUGAUUUUGAAACAUGAAAAAUUGUAACAAAAAAAAAAACCUUUUCUUUUUAAGGGUCAAAGUGUGACUCAUGAUAAGAUGCGGUAAACUUUUGAUUGCACAGCCUCCUCCACCCUAAUGUAAUGCCGCAAAUUGUGCAAUAACUCUAACGGCCAACUUUCUUGUCACAUUUUCCAGUGACAGUUUGAGGUUGAAGAUCAAUAAUUACAGUGGCAGGGACAUCUUAAAUUAAAUAAUGAUUGGAACAGACAUUUGAAGAUGAUUACGACGAUGCUUCCUUUCUCGGUAAGACCAAUUCUAAACAUUAGAUAAUUGAGAGCAGAUGAAAAAUAAAACUAUUUAGAUGUGCUCAGCUCACAGAUGCUGUAGGCCGACUUCUUUUUAAAAUGCAAUCUGAAUUAAAGAAUUUGAAUCAAGUCAGUGGUAGACACAGUGUGUCCAAAACGACAUUCCUAUUGGGUACUGGUGGCUCAGUGUUUGAAUUUUCCUCCCUCCAUGACGCUUCUGUGUAACAACCUGGAUGGGACAGUUUGGAGUGGCUACACUUUCACGCUUUGGGACACCUGGCUGCCUGUCUUGUGACUACACAAUCAGUAGUGUAUUUUUAAGGGGAUGGUGUAUAAGAGAAAUAACUACAUAGGGGGCGGGGGGAAUAACCAACACAGCUGUUUUAAGUCAGUUAGAAGCUCUAAAUGUCGUUUUUUUACUUUUAAACAAUUAUUUGCCAGCCCUAGUCAGUGGGCACAGCUCAAGAUUGUUUUGAGUUAAAAAUAUGAAUGACUGAAGCAGUCAUUUGUGUCACACUAUAGAGUGUCCGAAAAUACUGUACAAAUGCUAAUGUUUGCAAAAUAAUCCCUGUUACCAUGUUCCUGAAAUAACGACUGAAAAUUAUGUAUAAUGCAUGUCUGACCACUAUCACUUUAUAAUAAAAACACUACGCACGUGUGCA